This is a messenger RNA of Lotus japonicus, 786 nucleotides long. Its product is annotated as mini zinc finger protein 2-like. Gene Ontology annotation, biological process: regulation of developmental process; regulation of DNA-templated transcription. The coding region runs from base 191 to 553 and encodes 120 amino acids. The transcript has a single exon. Gene Ontology annotation, molecular function: transcription cis-regulatory region binding; DNA-binding transcription factor activity. Lineage: Eukaryota; Viridiplantae; Streptophyta; Magnoliopsida; Fabales; Fabaceae. The record is from RefSeq and is a predicted model, not a curated record. Gene Ontology annotation, cellular component: nucleus.
UUAACCCUAAAGUUUCCGUACAUCCUCAUUUCAGUAAUAGGAAAUUCUUAAUUUAGCUCAUGCUUAGCCCUUUAUAAACACACAUUAUCCUAGGGUUAGGGCUAAUCACACCCAUUAAACAUUGUACUUUCUCUCCUCUUCAAUCCUCUUUCUUUGAUCUCCACCUCUGACUCUCUUAAUUAAUCAGUUUAUGUUUUUCGAUUCUCAAAAGACUCACAAAUUUCACUUCAUCUUUGCAGGGUUUGAAGUAGAAGAAAGUAGAGAAGAAUUUGAGGGUAACUGUACCAUGAGGAAGAGUCAUGUGGUUGUGAGAAGAGUGGAAUCUCCUACUGGGAGGAAUGUGAGAUAUGGAGAGUGCCAAAAGAACCAUGCAGUCAAUGUUGGAGGAUAUGCUGUGGAUGGUUGCAGGGAGUUCAUGGCAAGUGGUGCAGAAGGAACAAGUGUUGCUCUCACUUGUGCUGCUUAUGGCUGCCAUAGGAGCUUCCAUAAGAAAGAGGUCUGGCCAGAAGCUGAGUGUGACUGUUCUUCUUCCCCAUCAGCAAGUGGACGUUGAAGUCUGAUACAUGCUUUGAACUUGUAUUUGCUUGUUAGCUCUAAUGAUUUGGAGUUUCAGUAUGUGUGAUGGUUUGGUGUUCUACAAAUCUUGAGUGAUUGAUAUUUGUAACAAGGAAAAGCAAAUUUAAUUAAGCAGUUGUUUGUUUUUGUGAUAAAAAGUGCAAAGUUUCUUAUUCUCUUCAAAUUCGGGUUAGGCCUAACUACCUCAAAAGCUAGUUUAUGGAUGAUGAU